CUAUAGUUAACGAUUCUUUAUCAUUUAAUCGAACUGUGAUAAAUGCACAUAUGUACAUACAUACAAACUUCAUACACUUAUUCACAAACCAUUACAUAGAAUUAUCAAUAUACACAUUUUCCAAUUUUGUCUAAUUGGACGAUAAUCUUCAUCUAUGUAUUUUAUGUUGUGCUUCAAUAAUUAUCCAUAGAGUUCGAAAUAGUUUUUAGUGCAACAAUUUCAAUCAAGUACACUACAUGGUGACAUAAUGGAUGGUAGUCGUCAACUCGAUACUAAAAUAAUAAUUGUGCUAAUCCUUAUUUUGGGAUUCAUAACUAAUAUAUAUACGAAAUUUGAAUUCACUAACAUGGAAUGCAUUGCAACAGAUAAGGAAUACGGAAAAUUCGAUUAUUGUUAUCUAAAGUCUAAGAAUCGUACCUAUAAGUACGCUUCAAUGAAAUACUCAACAUCUGAGAUACUUCCCAAAAACUUACUUAUCGCAUUAACAGUCGAGAAACGCUUGAAUGGGUAUAAACCAUUUCUGUACAACAUUUCCGUGGAUUUCUGUCGCUACAUAAGAAAUCCCAAUCCAGGAAAUAAGGUAGCAAAUUUCUUCUACAGCCUUAUUAAACCAUAUACUAAUAUUAACCAUUCUUGCGCGUACACUGGUGAUAUAAUUGUGGAUAAGGUGCCAAUCAGUUUUCUGAGCUACAAAUUAACGGAACUUCUACAUUUUCCUGAUGGAGACUAUCGCAUUACAACGUACAUGAUUAUAAAGGAUAUUAAAAGAACUAAGAUCAUGAUUUAUUUUAAGUUAUUCUAAUCUAUUGUAAUAUUUACUUAUAGCAACCGAAUCAAUAAAUCAAUUUUCUCCAUCUGUAAUGUAUAAAAAUCUCAAAACAAUACACAUAGCAAUCGAAUGUUGAAUUGUUUACUAACUGAUUCAACUAUUAACUCACAGCCCUAACGGUAAAUAUAGAUUUUUAC
Messenger RNA from Drosophila albomicans, 966 nucleotides. RefSeq lists its product as uncharacterized. NCBI's taxonomy places the organism in Eukaryota, Metazoa, Arthropoda, Insecta, Diptera, Drosophilidae. The record is from RefSeq and is a predicted model, not a curated record. The coding region runs from base 248 to 802 and encodes 184 amino acids. The transcript has 4 exons.